Molecule: messenger RNA, 423 nt
Organism: Melampsora larici-populina 98AG31
Lineage: Eukaryota; Fungi; Basidiomycota; Pucciniomycetes; Pucciniales; Melampsoraceae
Exons: 3
Coding region: 1-423 (140 amino acids)
Source: RefSeq, a predicted model, not a curated record
AUGAGUAGUAUAGAUGAUGGAGGUCAGGAUGGUACGUUUUGGGAUGCUGGACGAGAAUUUAAACCAUGGAGAGAGUUGUCAAAUGAAGUGGUUAAAAUAUCAGUUGAAAACAUUCAGCCUGAUUCACUGGAGGCAGGUGAUAUUGCUACAAAGACGAAUGCAUCAAAUAAACUCAAGGAAAAUGCCUGCCUUACCUCUCAGUAUGGCCUUACAGAAAUCAAUUAUACAACAAGGAAGCUCGAUGUAUAUGCAGUAAGAGAUUCAAUUAGUGGAUCAAAUGGAAAAAGUACAGAAUCAGACUCAAGUAAGAAAAAACCUAAACAUUAUCCAUUUGUGAUUGCAAGUUUAGAUGAAAUUGGAUAUUUUUAUUUGGUAGUUGGCGUUAAUGGUGCAGCUCAAUAUGUUGACAUUAGCAUAAGCUAA